GGGGGGCAGUAGGUCUGGGGGGACAAUCAGUGGCAACAUUGGAACAGAGCCAGGGAUGGGGGCACAGUCAGUCAACACAGCCACCAGGUUGCUAGGGAGGAAUCUGUUGUUGCCAUGAACACCAUGGAUGGGCCAUUUGCUAUGGUGGGCUCCAUGCUUGCUACAAAGAGGCUGUUACUGUGGAGACUGGUGGGGCUACAUGGUUGCCAGGGAGGAGGAUGGGGUUGCCAGGGGGAAUUCCAUGGUUGCCCCAGAGAAAGUUGAUAUUGCUAGGGAGAAUUCCAAGGGGUUGCUAGCAGGAUAUGGCUGCUAUGCAGCCAGGGCGGGGGGGUAGACGCAUGAAAUUCUGCGGUUAACCUGUAUAACAAGAUUGUCAUGGGAUCCCAUGGCUGCUGGGAAGGAUAUAGUUCCCCUGCCCAACCCUCCCUUCUUCUAGCUCUAGGGCUCCUCCCCUUCCUCCCUCUCCCAGCUCCAGAUAUGGGCAGCUGAACCCAGGCAUCCAUCUAGGGGCAGCUUUUUCUACUCUUCCCAAGGGCCUAAGGGGAACCUAGAGCAGGGUGCACUGGGUGCCCAUACUCCUGGGUUUUCUGGGAGGGGAUUUGGGGGCUGCGGGGUAUGGGAAGAGUGCUCUGGGAGCCCAGAGACCUGGGCUAUAUUGUCUGCAGCACAGCUGCUGAGGAAGGACCCUGUGUGGGGAACCUUCAAGGGGAUGAAAUCUGAUGCCUUCAUUUAGGGGAGGAGCGAGUCAAUGACGUUGUAGGCCUCAAAGUAAUAUCAUAGGGCCUGGGAAUGGGAAACCCCCAACCUGGAAUCUUACAGCUGGGGGUAGCCCUGGGAUGGGGCACCAUGGGGCCCUGGUGGGGGCUGUGAGUUGGAAGUGAGGGGCACCACCGGAAGUGGGGGGUGCAGGUCAGGAGUGAGGGUCACAGUGGAGUUAUGAGGGGUAUGCAGGUCCAGAGUGAGGGGCACCACAGAGUUGGGAGGAGGGGUUGUAGGUCAGGAGUGAGGGGCACUGCAGGGCUGGGGGUCAAACACAAAGGACAGUAGGAGGGGAUGUGGGUCAGAUGUGAGGGGUACUGGGGGGGCUGCAAGUCAAGAUUGAGGGGAAUGGGAGGGCUUCAGGACUGGAGUAAGGGACAGUACAGAGUUGAGAGCAGGGCUCUGUGGGACUAUGGGGGCAGGCUUCGGGUCAGGUAUGAGGGGCUGCAUGGGAUUUUGGGAGGGCUGUGGGUUGGGAGUGAGGGGCACUGGAGGGGGACCUGUGGGUCACGACUGAGUCAUAAUUUACCCCCCAUUCACUGUUCCCUUUUCAUGGGGGGGGCAGUGAAUCUCAUGCUGGGAGAGGGCAGGGGGUCCCCUAGAACACCAGGGUCUUCAGGGCCUUUGAACAUAGAUUUGAGACCCCCUCCAAGAAGUGCCCAUGUCACUAGGUGGCAGGCCCCACACCAUUUAACCCCCCUGGCCUGGGGGUCAGUGAGGAACUCCCCUGGGCCUUGCCCCCACCCCAUCUCAGCCACAGGGACCCUAUCCCCCCAGCCAGAUUUGGGCCCAGCUGGUCUGGUACUAGGCUGAACUCAAGCCUGGUCCUGGUGCCAUGACAACUCAAGCCUGAUGCCCCUGCCAUUGCUCCUGUUCAAGGGAGGCACAGCCCAGUCAGACCAGUUGGGGUCCUCUCAGCUUGGCCUAGUCAGACCAGUUUGGCUCCCAGUCCAACCCAGUCUGACCAGUUCAGCCCCCAGCAACCCCCCCUCCCCCACCCGGGUCAGAUUUGGGUCUGAGUGGGGACACUAAACUAGACUGAACUUGGACCUGGUCCUGUUGCCAUGGAAACUCAAAUCUGUUGCCCCUAAUAUUGCUCCCAUUGUGGGGAGAAAGGGAGGCAGGGCACAGUCCAGUCAGACCAGUUUGGCCCACUCCCAACUUGGCCCAGUCACAUCAGUUUGGACCCUAGCCUGGCCCAGUCACAUCAGUUCACCCUCCCUCACCAACCCACUUGGCACCUCUCAGCCUGGCCCAGUCAGACCCGUUCACCCACUCCCCCACCCCCGCUUCGGCUGCUGGCACCACAAGAUCAAGUUUCUUUUCCUUGGAAGCCACCAACUUCCUCAUUUCUGCACCCACCCUUCCCCCACUCCCAGCUCUUUCUUUCCUCCUUGGGACCACCACGGGCCUCGCCCUUGCAAGGAAAUCAUCCCUGUUUCCCUCUCCUUCCUGGGCCUGGCAGGGACAGACAUGGGGCUGCCCUGAAACCAACCCCACACCACCCCCUAUCCAGCCUGGGCACUGGGACUAGCAACACUGGAUCUGUGGUGCCCCUCACUCCUGACCUGCAGCUCUUCUCCGUGGUGCUUCGCACUCCCAACCUACAGCCCCUUCCACAGGCCUACAGUGACCCUUACCCCUGACCCACAAGCCUCAUCCCCCCGCUUAAUGGUGCCCCUCACUCCUGAUCUGCUGCCUUCUCUGUGGUGCCCCUCACUCCUGAGGCACAGCCCCCACUCCACAAUGGUGCUUCACUCCCAACCUAUAGCACCCACCCUGCAAUACCCCUUACUCCCAACCUGCAGCUUCCCCUUGUGGUGCCCCUCACCUGCAGCCCACCCAUCACCCCAUGGUGCCUCUUACCCCCGCCCUCCCCGUCACCCCAUGCUGCCCUUCACUGUUGCCCUUCAUGCUCGACCAACAGUUUCCCACAUCAUGCUGAGUCAGGCUCUUGGCGACGUCCUGGGUGGGGCGGGGCUGGUGCACAUUGCCCUUCUCCCCCUCCCCUGACCAGCCCAGAGGCUGUCUUGGGAGUUGUCUGUGUAGCUGCAGUGUUGGCCUGUUGUCUGUCCAUCUGGGUCCAUGGAUGGUCCGUGGACCAUGCCCCUGCUCCUGACAGCUGCCUGCCUGGCCUGGGGCCUGCUGCCCCCAGCAGGUGCACAGAUCGGGUGGUGCUAUGUAGACUUUGCGGAUGGUGCCUGCCGAGACCUACUGGGUGAGGGGGUGGCUGAGGGCGACUGCUGCCUCCACCCACACUCCCUGCCCCAGCCAGACGCCCCCUGCCAGGCCUGCGGGCCAGCUGUGUGGGGGGCCUGGUCACCAUGGGGUCCCUGCUCAGUAUCAUGUGGGGAAGGGGCCCAACGCCGCCAGCGCAUGUGCCAAGGCCGGGAGGGCUGUGCUAGAGGGCUGCGGCGCCAGCGUGAGGUCCAGGCCUGCACCCCCAGCCCCUGCUGCCCUGUGGUGGGGGGUUGGUCACCAUGGUCGCCAUGGGGCCCCUGCUCGGUGACGUGUGAGAGUGGGGAGCAGCACCGCACCCGGACCUGUACGGAGCCCCCACCAGCCUGUGGCGGCGUCUGCCCUCCUGGGUCAUCCAGCGAGAGCCGCCCCUGCCGUGACCCCCGGCCCUGCCCCACACAUGGAUCAUGGGGCCCCUGGGGGCCGUGGGGCCCCUGUUCCAACACGUGUGCCCCUGACGGCCCUGGCCCACGGCCCAGUCAGCGCCGCCAGCGCCUGUGCAACAGCCCUGCACCCUCCCAGGACCCCCCUGGCCAGCCCUGCCCUGGCCCCAGCACCCAGGACCAGUCCUGCACCAACCUGCCCUUCUGCCCAGUGGAUGGUGCGUGGGGUGCAUGGACAGCAGCUGCCCCAUGCCCCGUGACCUGCGGGCUGGGGAAGGUGACACAACGCCGGGCAUGUGACAGCCCCACACCCCAGCAUGGUGGGACCCCUUGCUCUGGCCCCAAUACACAGCCAAACAUCUGCAACACACACCAGCCCUGUCCAGUGGACGGGCACUGGUCAGAGUGGUCAGCUUGGACACAGUGCUCCCGCCCGGGCUUCACAAGCCGCAUCAACUGCCAGGAGAUCAUAGGGCAGCAGAAGCGCACUCGAGUGUGCGAGGGGCGUGCACACAAUGGGCAGCGCUGCCCGGGCUUCACUACCCAGGAGAUCCGCUUCUGCUACAAUAUGCAGCUCUGCAGCUUGCCGGGGGCCUGGUCCGAUUGGAGCCCCUGGGGGCUCUGUCUCCCGCCCUGCGGCCCCUCCCCCACCCGCACCCGCCUGCGCCAGUGUCUUCCCGUCCUGCCCAAGUACCCGUUGGUGACGCAAGGGGUGGGCGGGGCUGGCAUCGUGAACAUCACGUUCUGGGGUCGGACGCUUGCAGCCUGCGAGCCCCUGCAGGGUCAGCGCCUGCAACUGGAGGAGGUGGUGCCUUGCAAACAUGUGCCACCCUGCGACGAGGACGCCGAGGAAGAUGAGGGGAUCUUGAAGCCGCGGUCGCCUGGCGCCUACGACCCCAAUGAGGAGGCCGAGGAGCUGGACUUAGGCAUAGCCGAACCGUGAAGCCAGCUCUGACCCCCCCCCCCCCCACGAUUCGGGGGGGGGGCGACCAGAGGAGC
Molecule: messenger RNA, 4379 nt
Organism: Alligator sinensis (Chinese alligator)
Lineage: Eukaryota; Metazoa; Chordata; Crocodylia; Alligatoridae
Gene: CFP
Product: complement factor properdin
Source: RefSeq, a predicted model, not a curated record